Gorilla gorilla gorilla (western lowland gorilla) is the source of this 14301-nucleotide messenger RNA. It is a transcript of the gene MUC2, whose product is annotated as mucin 2, oligomeric mucus/gel-forming. Gene Ontology annotation, molecular function: protein binding. The coding region runs from base 1 to 14148 and encodes 4715 amino acids. Lineage: Eukaryota; Metazoa; Chordata; Mammalia; Primates; Hominidae. The transcript is spliced from 51 exons. The record is from RefSeq and is a predicted model, not a curated record.
AUGGGGCUGCCACUAGCCCGCCUGGCGGCUGUGUGCCUGGCCCUGUCUUUGGCAGGGGGCUCGGAGCUCCAGACAGAGGGCAGAACCCGAAACCACGGCCACAACGUCUGCAGCACCUGGGGCGACUUCCACUACAAGACCUUCGACGGGGACGUCUUCCGCUUCCCCGGCCUCUGCGACUACAACUUCGCCUCCGACUGCCGAGGCUCCUACAGGGAAUUUGCUGUGCACCUGAAGCGGGGUCCGGGCCAGGCUGAGGCCCCCGCCGGGGUGGAGUCCAUCCUGCUGACCAUCAGGGAUGACACCAUCUACCUCACCCGCCACCUGGCUGUGCUGAACGGGGCCAUGGUCAGCACCCCGCACUACAGCCCCGGGCUGCUCAUUGAGAAGAGCGAUGCCUACACCAAAGUCUACUCCCGCGCCGGCCUCACCCUCAUGUGGAACCGGGAGGAUGCACUCAUGCUGGAGCUGGACACUAAGUUCCGGAACCACACCUGUGGCCUCUGCGGGGACUACAACGGCCUGCAGAGCUAUUCAGAAUUCCUCUCUGACGGCGUGCUCUUCAGUCCCCUGGAGUUUGGGAACAUGCAGAAGAUCAACCAGCCCGAUGUGGUGUGCGAGGAUCCCGAGGAGGAGGUGGCCCCCGCAUCCUGCUCCGAGCACCGUGCCGAGUGUGAGAGGCUGCUGACCGCCGAGGCCUUCGCGGACUGCCAGGACCUGGUGCCGCUGGAGCCGUAUCUGCGCGCCUGCCAGCAGAACCGCUGCCGGUGCCCGGGCGGUGACACCUGCAUCUGCAGCACGGUGGCCGAGUUCUCCCGCCAGUGCUCCCACGCCGGCGGCCGGCCCGGGAACUGGAGGACCGCCACGCUCUGCCCUAAGACCUGCCCCGGGAACCUGGUGUACCUGGAGAACGGCUCGCCCUGCAUGGACACCUGCUCACACCUGGAGGUGAGCAGCCUGUGCGAGGAGCACCGCAUGGACGGCUGUUUCUGCCCGGAAGGCACCGUAUAUGACGACAUCGGGGACAGUGGCUGCGUUCCUGUGAGCCAGUGCCACUGCAGGCUGCACGGACACCUGUACACACCGGGCCAGGAGAUCACCAAUGACUGCGAGCAGUGUGUCUGUAACGCUGGCCGCUGGGUGUGCAAAGACCUGCCCUGCCCUGGCACCUGCGCCCUGGAAGGCGGCUCCCACAUCACCACCUUCGAUGGGAAGACGUACACCUUCCACGGGGACUGCUACUAUGUCCUGGCCAAGGGUGACCACAACGAUUCCUAUGCUCUCCUGGGCGAGCUGGCCCCCUGCGGCUCCACGGACAAGCAGACCUGCCUGAAGACGGUGGUGCUGCUGGCUGACAAGAAGAAGAAUGUGGUGGUCUUCAAGUCCGAUGGCAGUGUGCUGCUCAACGAGCUGCAGGUGAACCUGCCCCACGUGACCGCGAGCUUCUCUGUCUUCCGCCCGUCUUCCUACCACAUCAUGGUGAGCAUGGCCAUUGGCAUCCGGCUGCAGGUGCAGCUGGCCCCAGUCAUGCAACUCUUUGUGACACUGGACCAGGCCUCCCAGGGGCAGGUGCAGGGUCUCUGCGGGAACUUCAACGGCCUGGAAGGUGACGACUUCAAGACGGCCAGCGGGCUGGUGGAGGCCACGGGGGCCGGCUUUGCCAACACCUGGAAGGCACAGUCAAGCUGCCAUGACAAGCUGGACUGGUUGGACGAUCCCUGCUCCCUGAACAUCGAGAGCGCCAACUACGCCGAGCACUGGUGCUCCCUCCUGAAGAAGACAGAGACCCCCUUUGGCAGGUGCCACUCGGCCGUGGACCCUGCUGAGUAUUACAAGAGGUGCAAAUAUGACACGUGUAACUGUCAGAACAACGAGGACUGCCUGUGCGCCGCCCUGUCCUCCUACGCGCGCGCCUGCUCCGCCAAGGGCGUCAUGCUGUGGGGCUGGCGGGAGCAUGUCUGCAACAAGGAUGUGGGCUCCUGCCCCGACUCGCAGGUCUUCCUGUACAACCUGACCACCUGCCAGCAGACCUGCCGCUCCCUCUCCGAGGCCGACAGCCACUGUCUCCAGGGCUUUGCGCCUGUGGACGGCUGCGGCUGCCCUGACCACACCUUCCUGGACGAGAAGGGCCGCUGUGUGCCCCUGGCCAAGUGCUCCUGUUACCACCGCGGUCUCUACCUGGAGGCGGGGGACGUGGUCGUCAGGCAGGAAGAACGAUGUGUGUGCCGGGAUGGGCGGCUGCACUGUAGGCAGAUCCGGCUGAUCGGCCAGAGCUGCACGGCCCCAAAGAUCCACAUGGACUGCAGCAACCUGACCGCACUGGCCACCUCGAGGCCCCGAGCCCUCAGCUGCCAGACGCUGGCCGCCGGCUAUUACCACACAGAGUGUGUCAGUGGCUGUGUGUGCCCCGACGGGCUGAUGGAUGACGGCCGGGGCGGCUGCGUGGUGGAGAAGGAAUGCCCUUGCGUCCAUAACAACGACCUGUAUUCUUCCGGGGCCAAGAUCAAGGUGGACUGCAAUACCUGCACCUGCAAGAGAGGACGCUGGGUGUGCACCCAGGCUGUGUGCCAUGGCACCUGUUCCAUUUACGGGAGUGGCCACUACAUCACCUUUGACGGGAAGUACUACGACUUUGACGGACACUGCUCCUACGUGGCUGUUCAGGACUACUGCGGCCAGAACUCCUCACUGGGCUCAUUCAGCAUCAUCACUGAGAACGUCCCCUGUGGCACCACAGGCGUCACCUGCUCCAAGGCCAUCAAGAUCUUCAUGGGGAGGACGGAGCUGAAGUUGGAAGACAAGCACCGUGUGGUGAUCCAGCGUGAUGAGGGUCACCACGUGGCCUACACCACGCGGGAGGUGGGCCAGUACCUGGUGGUGGAGUCCAGCACGGGCAUCAUCGUCAUCUGGGACAAGAGGACCACCGUGUUCAUCAAGCUGGCUCCCUCCUACAAGGGCACCGUGUGUGGCCUGUGUGGGAAUUUUGACCACCGCUCCAACAAUGACUUCACCACGCGGGACCACAUGGUGGUGAGCAGUGAGCUGGACUUCGGGAACAGCUGGAAGGAGGCCCCCACCUGCCCGGAUGUGAGCACCAACCCCGAGCCCUGCAGCCUGAACCCGCACCGCCGCUCCUGGGCCGAGAAGCAGUGCAGCAUCCUCAAAAGCAGCGUGUUCAGCAUCUGCCACAGCAAGGUGGACCCCAAGCCCUUCUACGAGGCCUGUGUGCACGACUCGUGCUCCUGUGACACGGGUGGGGACUGUGAGUGCUUCUGCUCUGCCGUGGCCUCCUAUGCCCAGGAGUGUACCAAAGAGGGGGCCUGCGUGUUCUGGAGGACGCCGGACCUGUGCCCCAUAUUCUGCGACUACUACAACCCUCCGCAUGAGUGUGAGUGGCACUAUGAGCCGUGUGGGAACCGGAGCUUCGAGACCUGCAGGACCAUCAACGGCAUCCACUCCAACAUCUCUGUGUCCUACCUGGAGGGCUGCUACCCCCGGUGCCCCAAGGACAGGCCCAUCUAUGAGGAGGAUCUGAAGAAGUGUGUCACCGCAGACAAGUGUGGCUGCUAUGUCGAGGACACCCACUACCCACCUGGAGCGUCGGUUCCCACCGAGGAGAUCUGCAAGUCUUGCGUGUGCACCAACUCCUCCCAAGUUGUCUGCAGGCCAGAGGAAGGAAAGAUUCUUAACCAGACCCAGGAUGGUGCCUUCUGCUACUGGGAGAUCUGUGGCCCCAACGGGACGGUGGAGAAGCACUUCAACAUCUGUUCCACUACGACACGCCCGUCCACCCUGACCACCUUCACCACCACCCCCACCACCUUCACCACUACCACCACCACCACCACCCCGACCCCCAGCACAGUUUUAUCAACAACUCCGAAGCUGUGCUGCCUCUGGUCUGACUGGAUCAAUGAGGACCACCCCAGCAGUGGCAGCGACGGCGGUGACCGAGAAACAUUUGAUGGGGUCUGCGGGGCCCCUGAGGACAUCGAGUGCAGGUCGGUCGAGGAUCCCCACCUCAGCUUGGAGCAGCUAGGCCAGAAGGUGCAGUGCGAUGUCUCUGUUGGGUUCAUUUGCAAGAAUGAAGACCAGUUUGGAAAUGGACAAUUUGGACUGUGUUACGACUACAAGAUACGUGUCAAUUGUUGCUGGCCCAUGGAUAAGUGUAUCACCACUCCCAGCCCUCCAACUACCACUCCCAGCCCUCCACCAACCAGCACGACCACCCUUCCACCAACCACCACUCCCAGCCCUCCAACAACCACUCCCAGCCCUCCAACAACCACCACAACCACCCCUCCACCAACCACCACUCCCAGCCCUCCAAUAACCACCACAACCACCCCUCCACCAACCACCACUCCCAGCCCUCCAACCACCACUCCCAGCCCUCCAACCACCACUCCCAGCCCUCCAACAACCACCACAACCACCCCUCCACCAACCACCACUCCCAGUCCUCCAACGACUACGCCCAUCACUCCACCAACCAGCACUACUACCCUUCCACCAACCACCACUCCCAGCCCUCCAACAAUCACCACAACCACCCCUCCACCAACCACCACUCCCAGCCCUCCAACCACCACUCCCAGCCCUCCACCAACCACCACAACCACCCUUCCACCAACCACCACUCCCAGCCCUCCAACAAUCACCACAACCACCCCUCCACCAACCACCACUCCCAGUCCUCCAACAACCACCACUCCCAGCCCUCCAACAAUCACCACAACCACCCCUCCACCAACCACCACUCCCAGUCCUCCAACAACCACCACAACCACCCCUCCACCAACCACCACUCCCAGCCCUCCAACAACCACCACUCCCAGCCCUCCAACAACCACCACAACCACCCCUCCACCAACCACCACUCCCAGCCCUCCACCAACCACCACAACCACCCUUCCACCAACCACCACUCCCAGCCCUCCAACAAUCACCACAACCACCCCUCCACCAACCACCACUCCCAGUCCUCCAACAACCACCACAACCACCCCUCCACCAACCACCACUCCCAGCCCUCCAACAACCACCACUCCCAGCCCUCCAACAACCACCACAACCACCCCUCCACCAACCACCACUCCCAGCCUUCCAACAAUCACCACUCCCAGCCCUCCAACAACCACCACAACCACCCUUCCACCAACCACCACUCCCAGCCCUCCAACAACCACCACUCCCAGCCCUCCAACAACCACCACAACCACCCUUCCACCAACCACCACUUCCAGCCCUCAAACAACUACCCCUCUACCUACAUCAACAACUCCUGCUACAUCUUCACCAUUCUCAACGACAACCCCUACUAUCCCAUGUGUGCCUGUCUGCAAUUGGACGGGCUGGCUGGAUUCUGGAAAACCCAACUUUCACAAACCAGGUGGAGAUACGGAAUUGAUUGGAGACGUCUGUGGACCAGGCUGGGCAGCUAACAUCUCUUGCAGAGCCACCAUGUAUCCUGAUGUUCCCAUUGGACAGCUUGGACAAACAGUGGUGUGUAAUGUCUCUGUGGGGCUGCUAUGCAAAAAUGAAGACCAAAAGCCAGGUGGUGUCAUCCCUAUGGCCUUCUGCCUCAACUACGAGAUCAACGUUCAGUGCUGUGAGUGUGUCACCCAACCCACCACCAUGACAACCACCACCACAGAGACCCUAACCCCAACAGCCAUAACCACCACGACUACGGUGACCCCAACCCCAACACCCACCGGCACACAGAGUACAACCCCAACAACCAUCACCACCACCACUACGGUGACCCCAACCCCAACACCCACCGGCACACAGACCCCAACCCCAACACCCAUCACCACCACCACUACGGUGACCCCAACCCCAACACCCACCGGCACACAGAGUACAACACCAACAACCAUCACCACCACCACUAUGGUGACCCCAACCCCAACACCCACCGGCACACAGAGUACAACCCCGACACCUAUCACCACCACCACUACGGUGACCCCAACCCCAACACCCACCGGCACACAGACCCCAACCCCGACACCCAUCAGCACCACCACUACGGUGACCCCAACCCCAACACCCACCGGCACACAGACCCCAACAUCGACACCCAUCACCACCACCACUACGAUGACCCCAACCCCAACACCCACCGGCACACAGACCCCAACAUCGACACCCAUCACCACCACCACUACGGUGACCCCAACCCCAACACCCACCGGCACACAGAGUACAACCCCGACACCUAUCACCACCACCACUACGGUGACCCCAACCCCAACACCCACCGGCACACAGACCCCAACCCCGACACCCAUCAGCACCACCACUACGGUGACCCCAACCCCAACACCCACCGGCACACAGACCCCAACAUCGACACCUAUCACCACCACCACUACGGUGACCCCAACCGCAACACCCACCGGCACACAGACCCCAACCACGACACCCAUCAGCACCACCACUACGGUGACCCCAACCCCAACACCCACCGGCACACAGACCCCAACCACGACACCCAUCAGCACCACCACUACGGUGACCCCAACCCCAACACCCACCGGCACACAGAGUACAACCCCGACACCCAUCACCACCACCACUACAGUGACCCCAACCCCAACACCCACCGGCACACAGACCCCAACCCCGACACCCAUCAGCACCACCACUACGGUGACCCCAACCCCAACACCCACCGGCACACAGACCCCAACCCCGACAACCAUCACCACCACCACUACGGUGACCCCAACCCCAACACCCACCAGCACACAGAGUACAACCCCAACACCCAUCACCACCACCACUACGGUGACCCCAACCCCAACACCCACCGGCACACAGACCCCAACCCCGACACCCAUCAGCACCACCACUACGGUGACCCCAACCCCAAUACCCACCGGCACACAGAGUACAACCCCGACACCUAUCACCACCACCACUACGGUGACCCCAACCCCAACACCCACCGGCACACAGACCCCAACCCCGACACCCAUCAGCACCACCACUACGGUGACCCCAACCCCAACACCCACCGGCACACACAGUACAACCCCGACACCCAUCACCACCACCACUACGGUGACCCCAACCCCAACACCCACCGGCACACAGACCCCAACCCCGACACCCAUCACCACCACCACUACGGUGACCCCAACCCCAACACCCACCGGCACACAGACCCCAACAUCGACACCCAUCACCACCACCACUACGGUGACCCCAACCCCAACACCCACCGGCACACAGACCCCAACAUUGACACCCAUCACCACCACCACUACGGUGACCCCAACCCCAACACCCACCGGCACACAGACCCCAACCACGACACCCAUCAGCACCACCACUACGGUGACCCCAACCCCAACACCCACCGGCACACAGACCCCAACCCUGACACCCAUCAGCACCACCACUACGGUGACCCCAACCCCAACACCCACCGGAACACAGACCCCAACCCCGACACCCAUCAGCACCACCACUACGGUGACCCCAACCCCAACACCCACCGGCACACAGACCCCAACCCCGACACCCAUCAGCACCACCACUACGGUGACCCCAACCCCAACACCCACCGGCACACAGACCCCAACCCCAACAACCAUCACCACCACCACUACGGUGACCCCAACCCCAACACCCACCAGCACACAGAGUACAACCCCGACACCCAUCACCACCACCACUACGGUGACCCCAACCCCAACACCCACCGGCACACAGACCCCAACCCCGACACCCAUCAGCACCACCACUACGGUGACCCCAACCCCAACACCCACCGGCACACAGACCCCAACAUCGACACCCAUCACCACCACCACUACGGUGACCCCAACCCCAACACCCACCGGCACACAGAGUACAACCCCGACACCUAUCACCAUCACCACUACAGUGACCCCAACCCCAACACCCACCGGCACACAGACCCCAACCCUGACACCCAUCAGCACCACCACUACGGUGACCCCAACCCCAACACCCACCGGCACUCAGACCCCAACCCCAACACCCAUCAGCACCACCACUACGGUGACCCCAACCCCAACACCCACCGGCACACAGACCCCAACCCCGACACCCAUCAGCACCACCACUACGGUGACCCCAACCCCAACACCCACCGGCACACAGACCCCAACCCCGACACCCAUCACCACCACCACUACGGUGACCCCAACGCCAACACCCACUGGCACACAGAGUACAACCACAACACCCAUCAGCACCACCACUACGGUGACCCCAACACCAACACCCACCGGCACGCAGACCCCAACCCCGACACCCAUCAGCACCACCACUACGGUGACCCCAACCCCAACACCCACCGGCACACAGACCCCAACAUCGACACCCAUCACCACCACCACUACGGUGACCCCAACGCCAACACCCACUGGCACACAGAGUACAACCACAACACCCAUCAGCACCACCACUACGGUGACCCCAACACCAACACCCACCGGCACGCAGACCCCAACCCCGACACCCAUCAGCACCACCACUACGGUGACCCCAACCCCAACACCCACCGGCACACAGACCCCAACAUCGACACCCAUCACCACCACCACUACGGUGACCCCAACCCCAACACCCACCGGCACACAGAGUACAACCCCGACACCUAUCACCAUCACCACUACGGUGACCCCAACCCCAACACCCACCGGCACACAGACCCCAACCACGACACCCAUCACCACCACCACUACAGUGACCCCAACCCCAACACCCACCGGCACACAGACCCCAACCAUGACACCCAUCACCACCACCACUACGGUGACCCCAACCCCAACACCCACUGGCACACAGACCCCAACAACGACACCCAUCAGCACCACCACUACGGUGACCCCAACACCAACACCCACCGGCACGCAGACCCCAACCCCGACACCCAUCAGCACCACCACUACGGUGACCCCAACCCCAACACCCACCGGCACACAGACCCCAACAUCGACACCCAUCACCACCACCACUACGGUGACCCCAACGCCAACACCCACUGGCACACAGAGUACAACCACAACACCCAUCAGCACCACCACUACGGUGACCCCAACACCAACACCCACCGGCACGCAGACCCCAACCACGACACCCAUCAGCACCACCACUACGGUGACCCCAAGCCCAACACCCACCGGCACACAGACCCCAACCUCGACACCCAUCACCACCACCACUACGGUGACUCCAACCCCAACACCCACUGGCACACAGAGUACAACCCUGACACCCAUCACCACCACCAGUACGGUGACCCCAACCCCAACACCCACCGGCACACAGAGUACAACCCCGACACCUAUCACCACCACCACUACGGUGACCCCAACGCCAACACCCACCGGCACACAGAGUACAACCACAACACCCAUCAGCACCACCACUACAGUGACCCCAACACCAACACCCACUGGCACAGAGACCCCAACAUCGACACCCAUCAGCACCACCACUACGGUGACCCCAACCCCAACACCCACCGGCACACAGACCCCAACCCCGACACCCAUCACCACCACCACUACGGUGACCCCAACUCCAACACCCACCGGCACACAGACCCCAACCACAACACCCAUCAGCACCACCACUACGGUGACCCCAACGCCAACACCCACUGGCACACAGAGUACAACCACGACACCCAUCAGCACCACCACUACGGUGACCCCAACACCAACACCCACUGGCAUGCAGACCCCAACCACGACACCCAUCACCACCACUAUGGUGACACCAACUCCAACACCCACUGGCACACAGACCCCAACAUCGACACCCAUCAGCACCACCACUACGGUGACCCCAACCCCAACAUCCACCGGCACACAGAGUACAACCCCGACACCUAUCACCAUCACCACUACGGUGACCCCAACCCCAACACCCACCGGCACACAGACCCCAACAACGACACCCAUCACCACCACCACUACGGUGACCCCAACACCAACACCCACCGGCACGCAGACCCCAACCACGACACCCAUCACCACCACUACGGUGACACCAACUCCAACACCCACUGGCACACAGACCCCAACAUCGACACCCAUCACCACCACCACUACGGUGACCCCAACCCCAACACCCACCGGCACACAGACCCCAACCACAACACCCAUCAGCACCACCACUACGGUGACCCCAACCCCAACACCCACCGGCACACAGACCCCAACCACAACACCCAUCACCACCACCACUACGGUGACCCCAACCCCAACACCCACCGGCACACAGAGUACAACCCCGACACCCAUCACCACCACCACUACGGUGACCCCAACUCCAACACCCACCGGCACACAGAGUACAACCGCAACACCCAUCACCACCACCACUACGGUGACCCCAACCCCAACACCCACCGGCACACAGACCCCAAAAACGACACCCAUCAGCACCACCACUACGGUGACCCCAACCCCAACACCCACCGGCACACCGACCCCAAAAACGACACCCAUCAGCACCACCACUACGGUGACCCCAACCCCAACACCCACCGGCACACCGACCCCAACCCCGACACCCAUCAGCACCACCACUACGGUGACCCCAACCCCAACACCCACCGGCACACAGACCCCAACAUUGACACCCAUCACCACCACUACGGUGACCCCAACCCCAACACCCACCGGCACACAGACCCCAACCCCGACACCCAUCAGCACCACCACUACGGUGACCCCAACCCCAACACCCACCGGCACACAGAGUACAACCCCGACACCCAUCACCACCACCAGUACGGUGACCCCAACCCCAACACCCACCGGCACACAGACCCCAACAUCGACACCCAUCAGCACCACCAGUACGGUGUCCCCAACCCCAACACCCACCGGCACACAGACCCCAACAUCGACACCCAUCACCACCACCACUACGGUGACCCCAACCCCAACACCCACCGGCACACAGAGUACAACCCCGACACCUAUCACCAUCACCACUACGGUGACCCCAACCCCAACACCCACCGGCACACAGACCCCAACAUCGACACCCAUCACCACCACCACUACGGUGACCCCAACCCCAACACCCACUGGCACACAGACCCCAACAACGACACCCAUCAGCACCACCACUAUGGUGACCCCAACCCCAACACCCACCACUGGAAGCACGGGGCCCCCCACCCCCACGAGCACAGCACCCGUUGCUACGCUGACCACAUCCAAACCUCCGCCUGAGUCCUCAACCCCUCAGACCUCUCGGUCCACCUCUUCCCCUGUCAUGGAGUCGACCACCCUUCUGAGUACCCUGCCACCUGCCACUGAGACCACCAGCACGGCCCCACCCUCCACACCCACGGCACCCACGACCACGAGAGGAGCCCACACACUGUCUCCACCGCCCAGCACCACCACGUCCCCUCCAGGCACCCCCACUCGCGGUACCACGACCGGGUCAUCUUCAGCCCCCACCCCCAGCACUGUGCAGACGACCACCACCAGCGCCUGGACCCCCACGCCAACCCUACUCUCCACACCCAGCAUCAUCACGACCACAGGCCUGAGGCCCUACCAUUCCUCUGUGCUUAUCUGCUGUGUCCUGAACGAUACCUACUACGCACCAGGUGAGGAGGUGUACAACGGCACAUACGGAGACACCUGUUAUUUCGUCAACUGCUCACUGAGCUGCACGUUGGAGUUCUAUAACUGGUCCUGCCCAUCCACGCCCUCCCCAACGCCCACGCCCUCCAAGUCGACGCCCACGCCUUCCAAGCCAUCGCCCACGCCUUCCAAGCCAUCGCCCACGCCCUCCAAGCCGACGCCCAGCACCAAGCCCCCCGAGUGCCCAGACUUUGAUCCUCCCAGACAGGAGAACGAGACUUGGUGGCUGUGCGACUGCUUCAUGGCCACGUGCAAGUACAACAACACGGUGGAGAUCGUGAAGGUGGAGUGUGAGCCGCCGCCCAUGCCCACCUGCUCCAACGGCCUCCAACCCGUGCGCGUCGAGGACCCCGACGGCUGCUGCUGGCACUGGGAGUGCGACUGCUACUGCACGGGCUGGGGGGACCCGCACUAUGUCACCUUCGACGGACUCUACUACAGCUACCAGGGCAACUGCACCUACGUGCUGGUGGAGGAGAUCAGCCCCUCCGUGGACAACUUCGGAGUUUACAUCGACAACUACCACUGCGAUCCCAACGACAAGGUGUCCUGCCCCCGCACCCUCAUCGUGCGCCACGAGACCCAGGAGGUGCUGAUCAAGACCGUGCAUAUGAUGCCCAUGCAGGUGCAGGUGCAGGUGAACAGGCAGGCGGUGGCGCUGCCCUACAAGAAGUACGGGCUGGAGGUGUACCAGUCUGGCAUCAACUACGUGGUGGACAUCCCCGAGCUGGGUGUCCUCGUCUCCUACAAUGGCCUGUCCUUCUCCGUCAGGCUGCCCUACCACCGGUUUGGCAACAACACCAAGGGCCAGUGUGGCACCUGCACCAACACCACCUCCGACGACUGCAUUCUGCCCAGCGGGGAGAUCGUCUCCAACUGUGAGGCUGCGGCUGACCAGUGGCUGGUGAACGACCCCUCCAAGCCACACUGCCCCCACAGCAGCUCCACGACCAAGCGCCCGGCUGUCACUGUGCCCGGGGGCGGCAAAACGACCCCACACAAUGACUGCACCCCAUCUCCCCUCUGCCAGCUCAUCAAGGACAGCCUGUUUGCCCAGUGCCAUGCACUGGUGCCCCCGCAGCACUACUACGAUGCCUGCGUGUUCGACAGCUGCUUCAUGCCGGGCUCGAGCCUGGAGUGCGCCAGUCUGCAGGCCUACGCAGCCCUCUGUGCCCAGCAGAACGUCUGCCUCGACUGGCGGAACCACACGCAUGGGGCCUGCUUGGUGGAGUGCCCAUCUCACAGGGAGUACCAGGCCUGUGGCCCUGCAGAAGAGCCCACGUGCAAAUCCAGCUCCUCCCAGCAGAGCAACACAGUCCUGGUGGAAGGCUGCUUCUGUCCUGAGGGCACCAUGAACUACGCUCCUGGCUAUGAUGUCUGCGUGAAGACCUGCGGCUGUGUGGGACCUGACAAUGUGCCCAGAGAGUUUGGGGAGCACUUUGAGUUCGACUGCAAGAACUGUGUCUGCCUGGAGGGUGGAAGUGGCAUCAUCUGUCAGCCCAAGAGGUGCAGCCAGAAGCCCGUUACCCACUGCGUGGAAGAUGGCACCUACCUUGCCACGGAGGUCAACCCCGCCGACACCUGCUGCAACAUUACCGUCUGCAAGUGCAACACCAGCCUGUGCAAAGAGAAGCCCCCCGUGUGCCCGCUGGGAUUCGAAGUGAAGAGCAAGAUGGUGCCUGGAAGGUGCUGUCCCUUCUACUGGUGUGAGUCCAAGGGGGUGUGCGUUCACGGGAAUGCUGAGUACCAGCCCGGUUCUCCAGUUUAUUCCUCCAAGUGCCAGGACUGCGUGUGCACGGACAAGGUGGACAACAACACCCUGCUCAACGUCAUCGCCUGCAGCCACGUGCCCUGCAACACCUCCUGCAGCCCUGGCUUUGAACUCAUGGAGGCCCCUGGGGAGUGCUGUAAGAAGUGUGAACAGACGCACUGUAUCAUCAAACGGCCCGACAACCAGCACGUCAUCCUGAAGCCCGGGGACUUCAAGAGCGACCCGAAGAACAACUGCACAUUCUUCAGCUGCGUGAAGAUCCACAACCAGCUCAUCUCGUCCGUCUCCAACAUCACCUGCCCCAACUUCGAUGCCAGCAUUUGCAUCCCGGGCUCCAUCACACUCAUGCCCAAUGGAUGCUGCAAGACCUGCACCCCUCGCAAUGAGACCAGGGUGCCCUGCUCCACCGUCCCCGUCACCACGGAGGUUUCAUACGCCGGCUGCACCAAGACCGUCCUCAUGAAUCGUUGCUCCGGGUCCUGCGGGACAUUUGUCAUGUACUCGGCCAAGGCCCAGGCCCUGGACCACAGCUGCUCCUGCUGCAAAGAGGAGAAAACCAGCCAGCGUGAGGUGGUCCUGAGCUGCCCCAAUGGCGGCUCGCUGACACACACCUACACCCACAUCGAGAGCUGCCAGUGCCAGGACACUGUCUGUGGGCUCCCCACUGGCACCUCCCGCCGGGCCCGGCGCUCCCCUAGGCAUCUGGGGAGCGGGUGAGCGGGGUGGGCACAGCCCCCUUCACUGCCCUCCACAGCUUUACCUCCCCCGGACCCUCUGAGCCUCCUAAGCUCGGCUUCCUCUCUUCAGAUAUUUAUUGUCUGAGUCUUUGUUCAGUCCUUGCUUUCCAAUAAUAAACUCAGGGAGACAUGC